Messenger RNA from Charadrius vociferus (killdeer), 1425 nucleotides. It is a transcript of the gene ACTR6, whose product is annotated as ARP6 actin-related protein 6 homolog (yeast). The transcript is spliced from 11 exons. NCBI's taxonomy places the organism in Eukaryota, Metazoa, Chordata, Aves, Charadriiformes, Charadriidae. The coding region runs from base 1 to 1266 and encodes 421 amino acids. Gene Ontology annotation, molecular function: nucleosome binding. The record is from RefSeq and is a predicted model, not a curated record. Gene Ontology annotation, cellular component: Swr1 complex.
AUGGACAGACUGGAAAGAGUCCGAAUGAAGACCACAAAGAUGAACAAAGGGCUGCAGAACCUGCCACAUGAGGAUGAACUGAAGGAGUUACGUCUUUUCUCCCUGGAGAAGAGGCUCAGGGGGCACCUUAUCACAAUAUUCCACGUUAUUCCCAACUGUCAGUUCAGAUCAAAGACUGCACGCUUGAAAACCUUUACGGCAAACCAACUGGAUGAAAUUAAAGAUCCCUCUGGUCUUUUCUAUAUUCUCCCUUUUCAGAAAGGUUACUUGGUGAACUGGGAUGUCCAGAGACAGGUUUGGGAUUAUCUUUUUGGAAAAGAAAUGUAUCAAGUGGAUUUUGUAGAUACCAAUAUUAUUAUUACCGAACCUUAUUUUAACUUCAGUUCAAUACAAGAAUCCAUGAAUGAAAUUCUAUUUGAGGAAUAUCAAUUUCAGGCAGUUCUUAGAGUCAAUGCUGGAGCUCUUAGUGCGCAUAGGUAUUUCCGGGAUAAUCCAUCUGAGCUGUGUUGUAUCAUUGUGGAUAGUGGAUACUCUUUUACACACAUUGUACCUUAUUGUAGAAGUAAAAAGAAGAAAGAGGCAAUCAUCAGGAUUAAUGUUGGAGGAAAACUCUUAACUAACCAUCUAAAGGAGAUCAUCUCUUACAGGCAGCUACAUGUUAUGGAUGAAACGCAUGUAAUUAAUCAAGUGAAAGAAGAUGUGUGUUACGUUUCUCAAGACUUUUACAAGGACAUGGACAUUGCCAAAUUGAAAGGAGAGGAAAAUACUGUAAUGGUAGAUUAUGUUUUGCCAGACUUCAGCACAAUCAAAAAGGGAUUUUGUAAGCCAAGGGAAGAGAUGGUGUUAAGUGGAAAAUACAAGACUGGUGAGCAAAUACUUCGUCUAGCAAAUGAAAGAUUUGCAGUUCCAGAAAUACUCUUCCACCCUUCAGAUAUUGGUAUUCAAGAGAUGGGAAUUCCUGAAGCCAUUGUUUAUUCUAUUCAGAAUUUACCUGAAGAAAUGCAGCCUCAUUUCUUCAAGAACAUAGUUCUGACUGGGGGAAACACCCUUUUUCCAGGCUUCAGAGAUCGGGUUUAUUCUGAAGUUCGCUGUCUUACUCCAACUGAUUAUGAUGUGUCUGUUGUUCUUCCUGAAAACCCUAUUACUUAUUCUUGGGAAGGUGGGAAGCUGAUUUCUGAAAAUGAUGAUUUUGAAGACAUGGUAGUAACUAGAGAAGAUUAUGAAGAACAUGGACACAAUAUCUGUGAAGAGAAAUUUGAUAUAUAGGUAGCAUAGGGGAUACAUUGUUAUUUCAUUGUUUUACUCAGAAUGGAACUCUCAGCCUGUUUUCCCUCAGUUAGGAUUGUGUUUUAGCUUUCCUGUAUUUAAGUGGGUUGGGAAAAAGUCAUUUCCAGAGUUUAAAAAUAAAGUUUUACAAACCUAAUA